Molecule: messenger RNA, 2340 nt
Organism: Ambispora leptoticha
Lineage: Eukaryota; Fungi; Glomeromycota; Glomeromycetes; Archaeosporales; Ambisporaceae
Source: the annotation of a GenBank genome assembly
AUGAAUAGAACUCAAAAUGCAAUGACACAGUCAGAAUCCAAAGCGCAGUUUGGUAGUUUUCGGCAACAGUUAAGCGCAAUAUUGAGACAACAUUAUAUUUUACAGAAAAGAUACUAUGUUCAAACAUUUGUGAUAACAGUCAUUGCGCCAGUUGUAGUUUUAUUGAUUAUAUUAGGAUUAUGGAUGUCGACGAAAGAUUUGAUAGAUUCAAAUGAACUCGUUAAGUAUCAAGAGUUAUUAAAUACGUCCAAGCUACCCAAUACAAACCUUGUAGUAGAAGAUAUCAAUAAAGAGCUUGCAACUUGGGAUUUACCAGGAUUAUAUCAAUGCGAGCCUCCAAUUCGUGAAAAAACUAAAUGCAUUACCUUAUUGUAUGCGCCUAGUAAUCAACAAGCGACCAAGAUUAUGCAAAUUUUCGCAGAUAAAAAUAAAGAACGCACGGGAAAAGACUAUUCAUUACAGAAUCCCAAAGUAGUAGAUUUCGCUGUCUCUUUUGAAUUCCCAACUGUUGAUAGAGUGGAAUACACACUUUGGUAUAACUUUACAACUGUCCAAAACAACACGAUCUAUGGCAAAGAAUCUCAAGGAAAUGCGAAUUCAGGAUUAUUUGACACGAUAAAAAAUAGCGUGUAUUCUAAUGGUCAAUACCUCGAUGCCGGAAUUGAUGACUUUGGGAAUAAUCUUCUGUCGGUAAAACGAGGAAUCGAAGAAGCAAUUUUAGCUUAUAGUGGAUUUCCAAACGCAAAAAUUGAUAUCAAGAUAAAAGAAUUCCCAGAUAUGCAGUUGAAAAUUGCACAAGAUUCUAACGACAAUAGUAAUGGUGCCAAUACCGAGUUUAACGUGGAUGUUUUUCAAUCCAUUGGAAUGUUUUUGGUAGUUCCAAUUUUAAUGAUUUUCGUAGUGUCAGGAGUUAUGGAUACAGUACGUGAAAAAGAAUAUGGACAAAGAAAUUGGAUGGAAAUGAUUGUAGCCUUCGUGUUUUCUUUGCUAGCAUUCAUUUACUUGUCUAUUGUCGUCAUAUUUUGGGAUAUUUGGUAUAUUUCUGAGAAAAAAAUUGCUGCAGGUGAUUUUUCAAAACCACAAGGUACACCCGCCGGAUGGAUGAUUGGACUUUUCUUGCCAUUUUUCCAAUUUGGAGAACUCUAUGCGCAAAUUGUCUUGAAAUCAACAAAGACUCAAUUCUACCCUGAUAAUCCUGGUUUCAAUUGGAAUGAUCUAACGAAUCAAACUUUAUAUAAUAACAUAAAAGCCAAGCAAUUCCUGCCACAACCAUACCGCCCGUUGAUAAUCAUGUCUGCUCAAAUUAUCAUAUACACCAUGAUAGUUUGGAUUAUUGAUCAGGGACCAAAAUUUUAUGCUAGGAAUUUCGGCAGAAAACAUCAAGAAACGUUAAAUGAUGCACAAUCGUUUCAGCAUUCAACAAACUCGAAAGAUUUGGAUGAAGAUUUGGCAAACGAAAGAUCUCGUGCACUUGAUCUCGAGCAACCAUCUGGUAAAACUACGACAAUCUCGAUUAUAGCUGGUCGUCUACAACCAACAUCAGGUUAUGCCACGAUCUAUGACAAGGAUAUCAUCACACACAUGAAUUUGAUUCGAAGUUCAAUGGGCAUCUGUCCACAGCAUGAUUUGCUAUAUGCGGAUUUAACCUGUGAAGAACAUAUAACCCUUUUUGCCGGAAUAAAAGGAAUCAAAGUGAACGUGGAAGAGUUAUUGGCAAAAGUUGGCUUGGAAAAAGCUAGAAAUUUCCCCUCGAGUAAAUUGAGUGGCGGGAUGAAGCGGCGGCUGAGUGUUAUUAUUGCAUCAAUUGGAGAUCCAAAGAUAUUGAUUUUGGAUGAACCGACAACAGGCAUGGAUCCAUUGAAUAGACGACAAGUGUGGUCGUUUUUAUCUGAAUACAAAAAGAAUCGAAUAAUUCUUCUCACAACGCAUUCGAUGGAAGAAGCGGAUUUACUUGGCGAUCGUAUCGGGAUUAUGGCAAAUGGAAAAUUACGAGCCAUCGGAAGCUCGACGCAUCUUAAGAAUAAGUAUGGGAUUGGGUAUCGCAUUCAAAUCCAAACCGACUCGGAAAAUGUAGAAUCCGUUCAACAAUGGGUUUCUCAACUUGCGCCUCUAGCUAUACUUCAAAAUGCCGACGCUGGUGAACUAAUCUAUCAAAUUCCGACAAACGCGACGACCGAGAUAGCGAAUUUCGUUGAUCUGCUCGAAGAUAAUCCUGAAGGAAUGAUUAAUGGCUGGGGAAUAAUGAAUACCACAUUAGAGGAUGUGUUUUUAAGAAUCUCCAAAGAAAAGGAGAUAAAACCUAUCGUUACUAAUAACACUAUGAUGACAGCACAAACAUGA